This is a messenger RNA of Hyalella azteca, 4579 nucleotides long. RefSeq lists its product as uncharacterized. The annotation marks the transcript as partial. The record is from RefSeq and is a predicted model, not a curated record. The transcript has 6 exons. NCBI's taxonomy places the organism in Eukaryota, Metazoa, Arthropoda, Malacostraca, Amphipoda, Hyalellidae.
GAAGAUAUCUUAAGAAAAGACGUUCGUUAUACCAUAAAAAUAUAUCACAGAAGCUCAGGAUCCCCUGAGCUAUUUUGUUCAUAAGAAAUAUUUAUCGCCAAGAAUCGGGGUCGGUGUGUAGUAGUUAGAUCGCCAUAUUUAAUUAAACGCAAUGAAUCGGUUUCAUCUGAUUCUAUUGUUUGGUCUUCUGGACAUCAUUGCAGGUCUCGCGGAAGAUUUCCAUGUUGAACAAAUACGAGCGCCUUACGUCUCUUCCAUCGACCUCGGCACACACAUGACCAGUGGCAGCUCCGCGUUGGGAUCGGAGUUGGGCGAAUUCCAGGCUGACUUUGGGCCUUACGGUAGAUCGGUGAAACACGAAGUGCAUGAAGAACAUCGCAUUGUGAACGGCGAGCCAGUGUACGAGAAGCGAGAUGAGAGGCGGUAUGAAGAUGGAAGGCUUGUGCAUCACGAUGGUCAUGAGAGAGGAGACCCAAAUACUGUACCAAAUUUACCUGUGGUAAUCGUACCGGGCAGCUACCGGAGUAGUGCUUCGAGAUCUUCCUCAAGUAGAUUCACUGGAGGAAGUUUUGGAUCAACUGAAGGAUCAUCCGCUUUGGCGGGUGGGAGUUAUGGAUCUGGAUCAAAUUACCGAAUGAGCGGGACACAUGGAGCGACCGGCGGAAGCCUAAAUACAAUUAGAGGCAACGACUACAGAGCAGCAGGAAGCGCUGCGGAAACGACGGACAAUUUCGAAAAUAGGUUCAGCGCAGACGUCCAACGACUCAGAGAGAGACUUCAUCAAGGUACAGCAGUGAUUCAUGCUCCUGCUCAGACAACAAGUGUCCGAGAUGAGAAGCAUCAUGAAUCCCAUUUCGUAGACGGCCAACAGGUUUAUCGUCGGAAUGAGGAAAGGAGAUAUGAAGACGGCCGCUUGGUGCACAACGUUGCUGAUGAAGAUGGAUCAAGAAGCACUGCUAACAUUGCAGCAAACGCCGCUAGCUCUCAACAAUCCACCGUAAGCCGCGAAACAGCCAAUGCUCAUGUCAGGUCUGGUUCUGGUUAUGAGACGCCCACGGACACUUCAUACAGAGCUUCAUACUGGAGACCAGGCCCUCAGGAGAGAAGAGUUAGUACGACUCAAAGGCAAACAUCUAGUAGCACUUCGAGUGAGUACAGACCACGACCCAACAGAGUGCGUAUAACUAAUGCCGGAUUGUUAACAGCGAGUGAGCGACCGGCCCAAGUUUCUCAAGAAACGAGUUCUACUCGUUUUGUAGCCCACUCUAAUCAGCCUUCAUACAGGCCCAGCUAUACACCUGCACGGACAGUGGAACGUAUUCCACAGAGUCAUCAAUCGUCUUCCACUCACAUUGGAUCUAAUUUAUCUCAAAGACAACUUUCAGAAGCUACGUACCAAUUGCCUGGAUCCACAAUUCCUGCAAGUUAUAGAUCGGAGUACGAAUCCUCCUCGCACACCGGCAGACCUCAACCAUCUGAAACCGAUAUGCAGCAGAACUAUGAGAGAAUCGGUACACAUUCAGAAUCUCAAUCAGCUAACACUGAAAGACGACAUUCUGCGUUCUAUGGAUCUGGCUAUGUUCAGAGACCUCAAACGACAACGACGGCUUCUCCAACUGUCAGUCGUAUAACAGAUACGUACUCAGUUCCGUACAGUAUUCGUUCCUCAUCUUAUCAACCAAGUCAGUUCGCCAAUUAUUCUGCUUGGUCUCACUGGAGAAGUGAAUCUCCGGUUAAAGUUCAAACUACCUCAUCAAGUACGACACAAAAUCGCUACGAGAGUGGUGCAAAUAGUUCACAAAAAGCUGGUGAAAAUAUGCAAAUGAGCGUUAACAGGAACGCUGAAGCGGUCGACACUUCACAACAAUCUCACACAGUUCAGCAAUCGCAGCACGUAAGAGCGUUGCGACCGGGAUUUCUUUAUGAUGAUCAUCUAGAUCAUACAAACGAAAUCGACAGAAGCAAUGAUCAUCGGUCGGCCGGUACGAACGUUGUUCUUCAAACUAUUGAUACGAGCCCAUCACCGUACUCCCCUCAACAUGCUGAUCAGAAUGGUAUAAUCACUAGUUCGACAGUUACAGGUGAACAUAGAAAUUCCAAUGCCAAUGUUGCCGUCAGACCAGGUAGUACAACUGGAAUUUCAUUCACAGUGAAGGUAGGAGAAAAUGAAAAUGUACGACUCAAUAAUAUUGAUGCUGUAAACACACAAAUAGACGAAGAACGAUAUGAUAUAAGUCCUAUCGUUGACGGCACUUCUAGUUUUUCCCAGGCUGAUAAUAAAGUUGGUACGACAAGCAUUGGGAGAACAGCAUCAAGCUCUGAACUCUCUAGGUACUAUUCCACGCAUGGUCAGGACGAUAGAUCAGGAUCACAUGUUAUUCCCGCAUCUGGAUCAGCAUAUGAUCGGGCAGCAUAUAUCACAAAUCGGACGCAGAGCACAAUUACCUCUCAAAUUCAACCUCUUGUAUCAAGCUAUAAGAUAGAAACCAGAUCCUCUCGACGUUAUCUGAACGGAAAACUUGUAAGUGAAACACGACUGAACAAAUAUUAUGAGAAUGGAGUAUUAGUCCAUGAAAAUAAGACUGAAAGGUCAAGAGAUGAAAUGUUGACCGAUGGUGUCAAUGUAGGAGCUCUAGAUCUAAGCAUGGAUGACUUGGCAGGCUAUGGAGUAUUAGACCCCAAUGCUGUUCCUCUGGCCCAUUCCCAGAGAUUCGACUUGAAGCAAGAGAAAGAAUUUGUCGAUGGUAAUCAAGUUUAUGAAUCUACGCAUGAACGUCGUUUCCAAGAUGGCGAGCUUAUCCACGAGGAUCAUGAUGAAAAGGACCAGGCUGAAUUGGCAUCGCUGGGAAGAACCAUCUAUAAUCAGGACGAUGCGUGGUUAUUGGGAAUUGGAAGAGGGAUGAGCGGGGGAGGAUACACUUCGAAUUUUAUCGAAAAUCGUAAUUACGGCAACAGUUUUGAUACAGGCAUUCAAGAAGGUUAUCGAAGUGGAAACCGGCAACGUACUGGCGUAGGCGAAACUGUAACUAUAAAUGUAACACCUGUUACCAAGACGAGGAAAACAGAGAUACGGCGGGAACAAGAAUUUCAAAAUGGUCAACAAACUUACGACUUGAGACACGAAAGGCAGUUCACGGAUGGAAGUUUGAUUCAUGAGGAAUAUUCCGAAAAAGGUCCAGACGAGCUUGCAACGGGUGCUCACCGAGAUGCUCUACAAGAUAUUUUGUCUGGGAGAACUCUGACAACUGCUUCUGAGUCCAAUUAUCGGCCAGCGUCAACAGCAAAUAGUCAUAGCCAACACUAUCAGGGCUCAUCUUACUCUACACAGACUCAACGGGAUAGCAAUAACUACGUUUCAGAACACCAACGUGGAAACUCGGGAUCAACUCAGCGCGGCCAAAAUACCGCUGGGAUUAACCCAAAUGCUGCAAUUGAAUCAUCCCGUGUUAAUAGUCAAUUAGGAACUAAUCUUCUUAAUUCUGGAGCACGCACAUUUGUUAUUGGUGACGGAGGAAUAGGCAAUUACGAGUCUUUACAUUCUGCAUCGGGUGUUUCUACUGGUAGUAGAACUUCGGGAACACAGUACGAUGGCGAAAGAUCGGAGGACACGGAAAACGAGUCUUAUUCACCAUUUGGCGGUGGCACAGAAAUUCAAACUGGAAGCAGCAGCUAUUCGAAUGAAAUUUCAUCCUCAUCCGAAGCUUCCCACCGUGGUGCCUCUGUUGGAACAUAUGGAACUACAGGAUAUGAUGCCUUUGGGAAUUUCGAAGCAUAUGCUGGUGGGGAUCGAACAGGGGGAAGAGCAAUAUCCCACCAGCGCGAAAUGGAAGUAGAAGAACAUUAUGAGAACGGGCAGCUUGUUAGAGGACGGGAGGCAGAGAAAGAAUGGAAGAACAACGAGCUUCAGAAACACGAAGAACGUGUGUAUGGACAGGGGGAAGCAAUUCGUGGACGUGGGACUUCAGUCCAGGUUAGUCCAGGUCUCACAUCAUCGUCAAGUUUCGGAACUUACGGUGGUUCAGCUGGAGGAUCGACCAUUUUUGGAGCCACAGGAUCCUUUGGGGCGUACUCUCCUCAAUCUGGUGCAGAUUACAACGCUCAGCCUUCAGUGUACGGAUCUCACAACGGAUACCAGAGCCAGUCGUCAGCGUUCAACAUUGAAUCAUCAAGUUCGGGGUCCCAGGGAGCGACUUACGGAAUUCCAGGUUAUCCGGGAGGUGGCAUCGGAGGCGUGACUCAUCGCAGAGAAAUGGAAGUUGAAGAGCACUAUGAGAAUGGCCAGCUCGUCCAUGGACGUGAAGAAGAAAAAGAAUGGAAAAACGACAAUUUACUAAAGCACGAGAGAAGGCACUACGGUGAGGAACAUUCGGCUCAACCAUCCAGCUCAGCUCUGACGUCCACAAGUUCUUCAGGAGUUUCGUCCUCGAGGCUUUUCCAUGACAGCGUCGAGGGCCAGUGCUCGGCAAGGCCGUGCAACAACGGGGCUUCGUGCGUGACCGGCACUCGGGGCUACCUGUGCGUCUGCACCUUUGGCUUUAGAGGAUUAAGGUGCGAUGAAGCCUACUGCCCGACCCGUUAC